CUCUGCAGCCGAAGCCCAGGGGAGUUUUCCAGUGAGUCCAGCUCCUUAAAAGCCAGAGUUGUCCCUUCCCACCCCGGCCUUGGGAAGCGCCUCCGACAGCGAAUUUCCCUGCGCCCAGCGGGUGUCAGGGUCCUGGAGUGAGGGCUGGAGGAGGGGGCUGCCAUGGAAGAGAAUGUGUUCAGCGUGCAGCAGAUCCAGCCCAACGUCAUCUCGGUGAGGCUCUUCAAGCGCAAGGUGGGCGGCCUCGGCUUCCUGGUGAAGGAGCGCGUCAGCAAACCGCCCGUCAUCAUCUCCGACCUGAUCCGGGGCGGGGCUGCCGAGCAGAGUGGCCUCAUCCAGGCUGGGGACAUCAUUUUAGCCGUCAAUGGCAGGCCCCUGGUGGACAUGAGCUAUGAGACGGCGCUGGAGAUCCUGAGAAGCAUCGCCUCCGAGACCUACGUGGUCCUCAUCCUGCGCGGCCCCGAGGGCUUCACCACUCACCUGGAGACCACUUUUGCGGGAGACGGGACGCCCAAAACCGUCCGUGUCACCAGACCCCUGUGCCCGGCUCCGAAGGCGGUUGACUUGUCCAACCCAAGCGCUCCCGGCAAAGAGCAGCCGCUGCCCGCAGCCAUGGGAUCCCUGUGGAGCAGGGAAACGGGGAAGGAGGUGGAGCCCAUGGUCCACGUUAACGGGGUCGUUCCCGGCAGCAAAGGGCCGGACGCCGGGAAGGGCAAGGACGGGGCUUGUGCUCACUCCUGUCUCAACGGCGGCGUGGAAGGCAACGAGCUGCUCAAAGAAAUCGAGCCCGUCCUGGACCUGCUGAAGAGCCGCAGUAAGGACAGCGAUGGAGAUGCGCCCUCCAAGGUAGAGACACGGGAUAUAGAAGUCCAGGUGGACUGUUUCAGGGAAGGGGAGAGCAAUCCCCAGAAAGCUUUGCCGGCUGGGAUGGAGAACGAUCGUGUCCUGGGGGACCUGUGGGGGAAGAGCAACGUCCCCGUGGUCCUGAACAACCCCUACUCGGAAGCAGAGCAGCCGCCGCCGUCCGGGCGCCAGUCCCCGACCAGGAACACCCUCAACGGGAGCCCCUCCAAGUGCCCCCGCUUCGUGAAAAUCAAGAACUGGGAGACGGGAUCCGUGCUCCACGACACCCUGCACCUCAAAACUGCCAUGGCCACGGCGUGCACCGAGCAGAUCUGCAUGGGCUCCGUGAUGACCCCCAGCCCCCACAUCCGCAAGUCAGAGGACACCAGGACCAAGGAGGAGCUGCUGCUCCUGGCCAAGGACUUCAUUGACCAGUACUACUCCUCCAUAAAGAGAUCCGGCUCCAAGGCCCACAUGGAGAGGCUGGAGGAGGUGACCAAGGAGAUUGAGGCCACUGACACGUACCAGCUGCGGGACACGGAGCUGAUCUACGGAGCCAAGCACGCCUGGAGGAACGCGGCGCGCUGUGUGGGCAGGAUCCAGUGGUCCAAGCUGCAGGUGUUCGAUGCCCGGGACUGCACCACGGCCCACGGGAUGUUCAAUUACAUCUGCAACCACAUCAAGUACGCCACCAACAAGGGGAACCUCAGAUCCGCCAUCACCAUCUUCCCGCAGCGCACGGACAGCAAACACGACUUCCGCAUCUGGAACGCGCAGCUGAUCCGCUACGCCGGCUACAAACAGCCCGACGGCUCCGUCCUGGGCGAUCCCGCCAACGUGGAGCUGACCGAGAUCUGCAUCCAGCAAGGCUGGAAGGCACCGUACGGGCGCUUCGACAUCCUGCCCCUGCUCCUCCAAGCCAACGGCAACGACCCCGAGCUCUUCGAAAUCCCGCCGGAACUGGUGCUGGAAGUGCCCAUCCGGCACCCCAAGUUUGAGUGGUUUAAGGAGCUGGGCCUGAAGUGGUACGGGCUGCCAGCCGUUUCCAACAUGCUCCUGGAGAUCGGGGGCCUGGAGUUCUCCGCCUGCCCCUUCAGUGGCUGGUACAUGGGCACGGAGAUCGGCGUCCGCGACUACUGCGACAACUCCCGCUACAACAUCCUGGAGCAAGUGGCCAAGAAAAUGAACCUGGAUAUGAGGAAAACCUCCUCGCUGUGGAAGGACCAGGCCCUGGUGGAGAUCAACAUCGCUGUGCUCUACAGCUUCCAGAGUGACAAGGUGACCAUCGUGGAUCACCACUCGGCCACCGAGUCCUUCAUCAAGCACAUGGAGAACGAGUACCGCUGCCGGGGCGGCUGUCCCGCCGACUGGGUCUGGAUUGUCCCGCCCAUGUCGGGCAGCAUCACCCCCGUGUUCCACCAGGAGAUGCUCAACUACCGCCUGACGCCCUCCUUUGAGUACCAGCCGGACCCCUGGAACACCCACGUCUGGAAAGGGGUCAAUGGGACCCCCACCAAGAAGAGGGCCAUUGGCUUUAAGAAGCUGGCAAAGGCUGUGAAGUUCUCAGCCAAGCUGAUGGGCCAAGCCAUGGCCAAGAGGGUCAAGGCCACCAUCCUGUACGCCACGGAAACGGGGAAGUCGCAGGUCUAUGCAAAAACUCUGUGUGAGAUCUUCAAACACGCCUUUGAUGCCAAGGUGAUGUCCAUGGACGAGUACGACGUCGUGCACCUGGAGCACGAAACCAUGGUCCUGGUGGUCACCAGCACCUUCGGCAACGGGGACCCCCCCGAGAACGGAGAGAAAUUUGGCUGUGCGUUAAUGGAGAUGAAGAAUCCCAACUCCAACCUGGAGGAGAGGAAGAGCUACAAGGUCAGGUUCAACAGCGUCUCCUCCUACUCGGACGCGCGGAAAUCCUCCAGUGAUGGCCCCGACUCCAGGGACAACUUCGAGAGCACGGGGCCCCUGGCAAACGUCAGGUUCUCCGUCUUCGGGCUGGGCUCCCGUGCUUACCCCCAUUUCUGCGCCUUCGCCCGCGCCGUGGACACGCUCCUGGAGGAGCUGGGGGGAGAGAGGAUCCUCCGCAUGGGAGAAGGGGAUGAGCUCUGUGGCCAGGAGGAAUCCUUCAGGACCUGGGCCAAGAAGGUCUUCAAGGCAGCGUGUGACGUGUUCUGCGUGGGGGACGACGUCAACAUCGAGAAAGCCAACAACUCCCUCAUCAGCAACGACCGCAGCUGGAAGAGGAGCAAGUUCCGCCUGACCUACGUGGCCGAGGCCCCGGAGCUCACACAAGGACUGUACAGCAUCCACAAAAAACGCGUCUACGCGGCGCGGCUCCUCACGCGCCAGAACCUGCAGAGCCCCAAGUCCAGCCGCCUGACGAUUUUCCUGCGCCUGCACACCAACGGGCACCAGGAGCUCCAGUACCUGCCCGGGGACCACCUGGGGGUGUUCCCAGGGAACCACGAGGACUUGGUCAAUGCCCUCAUAGACAGGCUCGAGGAUGCCCCUCCGACCAACCAGCUGGUGAAGGUGGAGCUGCUGGAGGAGAGGAGCACGGCUCUAGGUGUCAUCAGUAACUGGACAGACGAGAACCGUGUCCCACCCUGCACCAUCUUCCAGGCCUUCAAGUACUACCUGGACAUCACCACCCCUCCCAGCCCGCUGCUGCUGCAGCAGUUCGCUCUGCUGGCCACCAGUGACAAGGAGAAGAAACGUCUGCAGGUCCUCAGCAAGGGCUUGCAGGAGUACGAGGAGUGGAAGUGGUCCAAGAACCCCACGAUCGUGGAGGUGCUGGAGGAGUUCCCUUCGGUGCAGAUGCCCUCCACGCUGCUGCUCACCCAGCUGCCCCUCCUGCAGCCUCGCUACUACUCCAUCAGCUCGUCCCCGGAGAUGUACCCGGGAGAGGUCCACCUCACCGUGGCUGUGGUGUCCUACCGCACCCGAGAUGGAGAGGGACCGAUCCACCACGGAGUCUGCUCCUCGUGGCUCAGUCGGAUCCAGACAGACGAGGUGGUGCCGUGCUUUGUGCGAGGUGCCCCCGGGUUCCACCUGCCCCAGGACCCCCAGGUGCCCUGCAUCCUCAUCGGGCCCGGCACCGGCAUCGCCCCUUUCCGGAGCUUCUGGCAGCAGCGGCUCUUUGACAUCCAGCACAAAGGGCUGAAGCCGUGCCCCAUGGUGCUGGUGUUCGGCUGCCGGCAGUCCAGGAUCGACCACAUCUACAAGGAGGAGACGCUCUUUGCCAAAACCCAAGGGGUGUUCAGAGAGCUGUACACGGCCUAUUCCCGGGAACCGGACAAACCAAAGAAAUACGUGCAGGACGUGUUGCAGGAGCAGCUGGCCCAGACCGUGUUCAAAGCACUGAAGGAGCAGGGAGGCCACAUCUACGUCUGCGGGGAUGUCACCAUGGCCGGGGACGUGCUCAAGACGGUGCAGCGCAUCGUGAGGCAGCAGGGCCAGCUGUCGGCCGAGGAGGCAGGAGCCUUCCUCAGCAAGCUGCGGGAUGACAGCCGGUACCACGAGGAUAUUUUUGGAGUCACCCUGCGCACGUACGAGGUGACAAACCGCCUUAGAUCCGAGUCCAUCGCCUUCAUCGAGGAGAGCAAAAAAGACACGGAUGAGGUUUUCUGCUCCUAACCGGACCCUUCGCCCCCAGGGGAGGCCAAACCAGUCCCAGCACCUGCUGCCCCCUCCAGCUGGAGGGCACUGGGUUUUGUAUUUCACGGACACGGUGGCUCCUUUUCCACGGGGAACUGCCCAUGGAAAGCGCUCUGUCUCUCGUCCUGUUGUUGUGUCCUGAUGAUGAUGAUGAUAAUUACUUUCAUUUCCUUUUCUUCCCCCUUCUCUUGAUCUUGUCCUGUGGCCAUUUCUUUUCACCUCCUUCCCCUUCCCUGGAUUUCCCCACUGGAGUUUGAUGGCUUUAUAACCUGCAGUGGCUCUUUUCAGAAUUUCACAUUUCCCCUCCUUCCCGUGAGGGCGUUUUGCAGCUGCAUGAAAUCACCACCUUUGUGAUCAUUUUUGGGUGUUUCUGGGCCUGAGCAGAGGUGGCAGGGGCUGGGCAGUGGUGAGGUCUUGUUGCUUGUCCAGAGCUGGGGGGUUGUUCCUGCCAGGCUCCCUCUUUCCCCUGAUCCUGGCUGAAUCCUUGUGUUUUCAUGGCUUUGGACAAACCCGGGCACGUGCCCGAGGCUGGGUGCAGGUGAUGUGCAAUUCCAUCCAAUUCCCAUGAAUUUGAUUCAUCCCCAGGCAGCCUGGGCACAGCUCUGUGAUUUCUGAUCUGACUUUUGUGUCACGAUUUCUCCCAAACGGGCCCUGCGCUUUGUCCCUCUUUUCCUGCUCUCUUCUCCCGCUCCCUGAGCCUCUCCUUUUGCUCCAUCCCGACUUUUUCCGGCAUGGGAGUUCUCCCACCAGCUCUGAACACACAGGCUGAUGAGCAGCCCAAGGAAAAGCUGCAGUGAUUUCUCCAGAGGGUUUUACAGGGAAUGCUGGACCUGCAGCCGCGGUGCCGGCGGGACACGCGGAGGGUCCGGCUGCACCCAGAGCUCUGCGGGCUCCCACCCUCUCCCAGGUGAGCCUGGAAAGCCUCGAGGACGGGACAGAAGCAGCUCCCAGCUGCCAGAGGCACCCCUUGGGAACAAAGGCAGCACUCGGAGGGGGACGGAGGCUCCGGGUUUUUGGUGAGGAUGUGCCAGCAGAGGAAUCAUGAAAUCCCAGAGCCGCCAGCUCUUAGCUCAUCUCACGAGCGCUUCUGGGACGGCAGAGCCCAGCUCUUUCCACAUUUUGAGGAGCAGAAAGUGCCACGCUGGAGCCACCUGCCUGCCAAGAGAGACACGUGUGGCGUUCUGGGGGUGAGGCAGGCCCCUCUCGUCAU
Messenger RNA from Pseudopodoces humilis (Tibetan ground-tit), 5707 nucleotides. The record is from RefSeq and is a predicted model, not a curated record. NCBI's taxonomy places the organism in Eukaryota, Metazoa, Chordata, Aves, Passeriformes, Paridae.